CGCUUUUAUAAAACAAUGGAACGAGUUGUUGUACGAUGUGUGCCUUUGGAAUCCAAGCUAACGAUUUCAUUCACCCUCGAGGGCAGCCACAAACACAUGCUAAGGGACCAGACAGAAGAGCUGGGAAAAGUGUUAGCUAGGAUUGCUAACAAUUUCAUCAAAGCUCAAAGCAAAUCGAAGAAAUCCAGGAAAAGCUACUCAAAAGAAGCCGCCGAAGUUGCUGGACCAGAGGUUAGACUUUAUUUCAAUGACGACGUUGUUGCAGAGGAGGUCACAAACUUCGAUGCCUGGCAGGACGGAGCUGUCUUACAUGUGGGAGAACAUAAGUAUAAAGUUGAGCGGAAUCACCCGACUUUCACCACGGCCGAACUACCAACGUCUUUGCUCUCUGGUUUCCCUGUUUGCCCCAAACUAGAAAUAGAAUUCGGUGACUUGAAAGACUGUUUAUUCAAAUGGUAUAAAGAGAGGUCCCCUAAUGCAGACACUGAGGGACAAGACAGUUCCUGGAUAGAGGCAGGCAAUGGUCGCGUGUUUACACCAUCUAAUUCUGACAUUGGCGUGAGGUUAAAAUUGAAAUGCACGCCUGGAAACGGAUCAAAGUACGGGAUGGCCAAAGAAUUGGUGUCUGCUGGAACGGUAGAGGCGGGUCCAGGGGCAUGCACAUUUGACAAUAGACACAUGUAUACGAACAAAGUUACGGACGAUUCAACUGUCCGAGUUGUGUCUUACAAUAUCUUAGCUGACAUCUACGCUCAGACAGAGCUUUCCAAAACUGUUUUGUACCCUUACUGCGCUCCCUAUGCAUUGAACUUCGAUUACAGGCAGAAUCUGAUAAAAAAGGAACUGUCCGGCUAUAACGCUGACAUUAUUUGCCUCCAAGAAGUGGACAAGACUGCCUUCACUGAUAGCCUGUCACCAGCGCUUGAUGCGUUUGACAUGGAUGGCGUUUUCAGAAUAAAGGAGAAACAGCAUGAAGGGCUGGCAACAUAUUUUAGGAAGUCCAAAUUUAAAUGUAUCGGUCAGUACGACAUUGUUCUUGCUGAGGCCCUGAAAACGGACCCUCUACAUGGUGUGGUGCUGGAGAAAUUAUCUACCAACCCUACUCUGAAGGACAAGGUGGUCGACAGAUCAACAGCCUUGCAGGUUACUGUGCUUCAGUCACUGAGUGAUCCAUCUAAGACAGUAUGUGUUGGAAACACACACCUCUACUGGCACCCUAAAGGGGGGAAUGUCCGUUUAGUCCAAAUGGCUGUGGCCUUGAGACACUUGACCCGCGUGGUCACUGAGGAUCACCCAGGUGCAGCUCUGCUCUUCUCGGGCGACUUUAACAGCUCGCCCUCGUCAGGCGUGUUUCAGCUGCUCAGUCAGGGUGCGGUGUCAGAGGGCCACAGUGACUGGGCGUCCAAUGGGCCUGAGGAACUGUGUCAAAUGGAGCUUCAGAAUCCCCUCCAGAUGCAGAGUGCCUGUGGAGAGCCGGCCUAUACCAAUUACGUAGGAGGCUUCCAUGGGUGCUUGGAUUACAUAUUCAUGGAGCCCCGGGCAUUUCAGGUGGAACAGGUCAUCCCUUUGCCCAGUCACCAAGAAGUCACCACUUACCAGGCUCUGCCCAGUGUCUCACACCCAUCUGACCACAUCGCUCUGGUCUGUGACCUCAAAUGGAAGUGAGGGCGUAAACUGCACCAGAUUUAUUUACUGCCUUUGAAUUUAUUUAUUCCCUCUGAACGAGAAAUGCCCUCCACAGAAAUACCCAAGGAGCAACUUCUAUUUCAUUGAUCAUAGAUAUCAGUAUCACAUCAUUUCACAAAAAGGCAACCAGAUG
Molecule: messenger RNA, 1819 nt
Organism: Chanos chanos (milkfish)
Lineage: Eukaryota; Metazoa; Chordata; Actinopteri; Gonorynchiformes; Chanidae
Gene: pde12
Product: phosphodiesterase 12
Exons: 3
Coding region: 16-1665 (549 amino acids)
Biological process (GO): nuclear-transcribed mRNA catabolic process, deadenylation-dependent decay
Cellular component (GO): mitochondrion
Molecular function (GO): 3'-5'-RNA exonuclease activity
Source: RefSeq, a predicted model, not a curated record